AAAAACCUGCAUAAAUAUGAGUCAUCAAACGAUUUUGUUGAGUUAUUACCAUUUGUAGUAAAAACACUGGAAGCAAUUUAUUCUACGUGGGGUGUACCAUCUUCUAUUGAUGCUAAUGUUUUAUUAAAAAGUGUAUUGGAUUCUGAGUUUCUGGUUUCUUUAUAUGAUACAAAGGUAAAUUUUUAAUUGGAAAUUUAUACAAAUAUAUAAUUAUAUAGUAUAAAUAUAUAUUUAAAUAUUUUAGAUAUUUUUUGCCUUUGGAAUGCCUGUGUGUAAACAACUACAGAAAGAACGGACAGAUUUAAAAAACAAUUUAAGUACUAUUGAAUUAUUAGUUAAUACUUUAAAAGAAAUGAGACAAGAUGCAGAAAAAGAAUUUCACAUUUUAACAUUUCAUACAUUUUUUAAUUAA
Molecule: messenger RNA, 412 nt
Organism: Cinara cedri
Lineage: Eukaryota; Metazoa; Arthropoda; Insecta; Hemiptera; Aphididae
Source: the annotation of a GenBank genome assembly